Nicotiana tabacum (common tobacco) is the source of this 930-nucleotide messenger RNA. RefSeq lists its product as uncharacterized. The record is from RefSeq and is a predicted model, not a curated record. NCBI's taxonomy places the organism in Eukaryota, Viridiplantae, Streptophyta, Magnoliopsida, Solanales, Solanaceae.
AACAAGCCCAUGCCUGACUGUUCUUUUCCCAAAUUAAGAGAUUAUGUGGGCAUUUUAGGGUUGUUCUUGGUCUCAGAGGGGGUUUUGACGAAAAAAGAAUUUCAGUUUCUUCAAAGGGUCCGUCUUUUUCUACUCCAGUUUGGUGGGAAAACUGAAGGUCAACAGCAGCAGCAAAACGCUUCCUUUUUCGAUUCAAAUACUCAUUUGCACAUUUGGGUAUUGGAUGAUUUGAAGUAUACUGUAGUUCAAGAAGGGGAAGCGAUUUAGUCAUCAGUAUCUGAUAUUCACAUGCUUUAUAUAUUUUGGUAGUCUCAGUGUUACUGAAUGGCGUACUGAUUGGAGAUUACUAAAGGAACUUUCUAAUCACAUACACAAACUAUGGAGUGCAAUAAAGAUGAGGCCGUUCGGGCAAAAACAAUUGCAGAGCGGAAGUUCGAGCAGAAGGAUUUUGCUGGUGCAAAGAAAUUUGUCUUAAAAGCUCAGGCCUUGUAUCCGGGGCUUGACGGUGUAACCCAGAUGUUAACAACACUUGAUGUCUAUAUCUCUGCCGAAAAUAAAAUAAGCGGGGAAGUGGAUUGGUAUGGGAUACUUGGUGUGGGCCCCUCAGCUGAUGAUGAAACGGUGAGGAAGCAGUACAGGAAGCUAGCUCUCAUCCUCCACCCGGAUAAGAACAAAUCUGUUGGUGCUGAAGGUGCAUUUAAACUUUUGUCUGAGGCCUGGAGCUUGUUAUCUGAUAAAUCCAAGAGGUUGGCAUACAACCAGAGGAGGAGUUCAAGAGGAUUCCAGCAGAAAGCUCCAGUGCACUCAGGUGGUGCAUCAGCACCUCCACGGAAUGGAUUUCAUAAUUUUCCUAGUAGGCCAAAUUCAGGCCCAAAGACUCAUAAAAAUGCUUCUCGAACGUCCUCUUCGUCAGUUAAUUCUUCAUCCAAU